CCACGAAUCGGACAUCAUCACCAGUCUCGGGUCCUACCGGCGGACCGGGUUUGGUUUUUAUUCUCGUUUUGUCGUAGACUUUCAUCCUAAAACCUGCAGGAGAAAGGAGCUAAACUCUGUACAGACGCGCAGUUGUGAGUUCGGCUCUGCACCGCACCGCACUGUGGCCGCUCGGACUCGUCUCUCCGCUCCGUCUGUGUGGAUCUUUCCCCUCCCCGGCUCGCCCAUGCUGAAGGCGCAAAGCGGCCCCGGUGGCCGGAGACCCGCUAACGGCGCUCCCGGCCCCUCCACGCCUGGCGCCGCAAGCAGGCCGCCAGCCGGCAGGAACCGUUCUGUGAAGUCUCCUCUCCACACCUCUCCACAGGCAUUUGAUGGGGUCUAUAACAACGCCCGCAUGACCCACUUCCUCACGGCUGUCGUGGGUUCCACGUGUGACAUCCGUGUGAAGAACAGCAGUGUGUUUGAGGGUAUCUUCAAGACACUCAGCUCAAGGUGUGAACUGGCUGUGGAUGCCGUUCAUAAGCGUUGUGACGCAGACGGUUCUUCGGCUCCUCCGAGGAGAGAGGAGAUCAUGGACACCAUGAUCUUCAGCCCCACCGAUGUCGUCACUAUGACCUGCCGGGAUGUGGACCUCAACUAUGCCACCAGAGACACAUUCACCGAUGUGGCUAUCAGCUCCAGCCGUGUGAACGGAGAACAUAAAGAGAAAGUGCUGCAGAGGUGGGACGGAGGCGACAGCAAUGGAGAAAGCUACGACCUGGAGACGGAUACCUCCAACGGCUGGGACGCGAAUGAGAUGUUCCGCUUUAAUGAAGAAACGUACGGCGUCAAGUCCACCUACGACUCUAGCUUGUCCAUGUACACGACUCCACUGGAGCGGAGUGGUUCGGAGGGCUUUAAGCUGCGCGAGGCUCGAGCUGCGCGUCUGGCAAAUGAGAUUGAGGCCAGUGUUCAGUAUCGCCACAGAGUGGCACUGGAGAACGACGAUGGGAAGAGUGAGGAGGAGAAGUACAGUGCAGUGCUGCGGGAUGGAGGAGAGAGAGAGAGCCCCAGAGAGCGAGAGAGGGGACGGGACAGCCCCAGCAGCAUCACCAGGGAGGGGAAAUACAUCCCUCUUCCCCAGAGAGUGAGGGAUAUGGGUGGUCCAGGCAGCAGUGGGCGAGACCGUGGAGGUCGUGUUGGCGGAGGUUUUACUCCUAGCCGGCCCACGCCCCCUGGCUCCUCCCCCAGAGCUCCUGCACCCUCACCCGGACCACAGGCUUCACCCUCGGAGCGCAGCAGCCCGAUGACCAGCAGGGCGGCGUUCUCCCCAAACACUCACGCAAAUGCCCCCUCCCCACGACCGAGUGAACCCUCCACCAUCGGCUCACCCAGCAGUCCAACAACGCCCAUCACACAUGCCCACCCACACCCCACGGUUCCACACUCACACUCCCUACCGCACUCCCUCUCCGACACAGCAAGACCUGUCAAUGGGGUAUCUUCCAGGACGUCUCCCAAGGCCCAGCAUUCUCUACAGGCCAACAGAGCAGCUCGGACAUCCACCACCCACCCCUCAACUACAGCCUCUCGCUCUCCCAAAUCAGAUGCCCCUUCACGGGAUUCCUCCAGUCCCAGUGCUCCCUACAUCGAUGGCAUGCCCAUUUCCAUGGCGAAGCAGAAGCCUUCAGGCCCUGCCCCUCUCUUCCCAGUAGAUGUGAAUGAGAUCCUGAACUCAGCAGGAAAAGACAAACCCAUAGAAAGCCCUUCUGGCACAGAGGAAGCCAAGAGUAAAGCCCCCUCAGCACAGCAGCGUUCACAGAUCGAGGAGCUGCGGAAAUUCGGGAAGGAGUUCAGGCUGCAUUCCUCUACUUGUGCUUCGGCACCAGCAGCAGACUCCUCCAGCGCCGCCCAGCCUGGGUCCACAAAACCUGCUGCAGAGCCCCCAAGCCCUGCAGCUGAACCCAAACCCAGCAUGUCCCCCAACAUCAACCCCAGCCUUUCUCCUAACCUCACUCAAAAUCUGACCCCUAGCCCUCAACCCCAUCCCCCUGCACCUGUAUCCCCUGUAGAGGACCCCUCUAAAGAGAGGGAGACUCAGUCUACACCCGUCUGCGGUCCCCCCCUUUCAGAAAGGCAGUCUGCAGGGACACCCCAGCCAGCCAGGACCCCGGGAGCAGAGGAGGUCAGAAUGGAGGCAGCAGCGGAGGGCAUGACUGAUCAAGUGAAGAAGUCCACUUUGAACCCCAAUGCGAAAGAGUUCAACCCCAACAAACCACCUUUGGCUCUGUCUAAACCCUCCACUGCCCCCACUCCCCCUCGUCCAACUCCUCCGAGCCCGUCUGUGGUUUUGCAGCAUCCACCAGGACAAAACGCCAUCUAUAACACACCCUACCUGAGCUACGUAUCUCAGAUACACUCAGUGCAGGCCCCUCAGAUGUAUCAGUACACCAUGUCUACAGUCAACCAAGGAAAAUACCGACCUCCGAAAGGGUCUGUGAUGCCCACCCGGUCAGAUCACAGCUCCCCGGCACCUCCCAUGCUUCAGUCUGCAGCUGGAGCCUCACUAGUGGCCUCCCCGUAUGCACAGUCCUACUUGCAGUACAACCCUCAGCAGUAUGGCCAGCAGCAGGUCAUUCAGGCCAUGACUCCAUAUGGACAGCCUAUGUACUCAGUGCUGCAGAGCAGUGCCCGUAUGCUGGGACAAAGUGGGGGUCAUCCUCAAACUCUCGGACCACCCGCAGGCCCCCAGUUUCCUGGACAGACUGAUGGCCCUCAGGGACCGCAGCAAGGCUUGUAUGGAUCUGUUCAUCCUCCUCAGCCCUCGAGCACACCCACCGGCAACCAACCACCUCAACACACAACACCCAGCCCUGGACAGACUCCUCAGUCCGGACCUCAGUCUCUGUAUCACUCUGCUCCACUCUCUGCCGCGACCCCCCCGAAUCUGCCUCCAGGCCACUCGUCCCCACAGGCCUCUUACUCACUUCAGGGUUACGGCCUGCAUGGACCUCAGGCCAUCACACACACAUACUCUGCUUUGGGGCAGCUUGCACAGGCUCAUGUUCCAGGCCCGAUGUCUGCACCUCAUCACUCAGGCAAUCACGGCCCUCCACAGGUUGUCAUGCUGCAUGCCCCACCCCCACAGGCAGGCCAUGGCUCCGCCCCCCAGCACCCACAACACGGCCCCCAGCAAGGACCACCACAACACUUUGCCUAUAUAGGACACCAUUCAGCCGUACAGGUUCAGCCUCAUCCUUCACAGCAGAUUCCAUUUCACCCUCCUGGAAACUGAUUACAUUUUAUGAACUGAGAUUAAACACCUGAAACCCUGCGCUCACCUUCGGACUGACAAGGAGACAUGGACACCGAGGGGAAGACGGGGAGAGAGGGUAUGAAAACAAGGCAAGAACUUUUCUCCUUUUCUCUCAUUCCCACGUUUUUGCCAAGGACUGCCCAUCGUUGCAGUAUCUGCCAUCAAGAUGUGAGAUGAAAAUACACAGGAGCAAAGAAAUUCCAUGGCCGAUGUCCUUCCUCCAGUCCUUUUUUUUCCCCCCUCUUUCUUUUUUUAAGGUCAACUCCUCCAGCGUCGUCAGAUUUUAAAAGAGAAAGCUUCGUUGUUUUAGAUGAGAAGAAUAUGAGAAUGCAACCAGAAAAAAGGUUUUUAAUUUUAGCUGGACAGUAUCAAUAAGAUGGUUUUUCUUGAGCAUACAAACCUCUGGACAAAAAAUUAAAUACGUUCUAAGCGCAUUUUGGAGGGUUGGGGUGUAAAAUAACAAAGGAAACCAGGACUUCUGUGUCAGCAACGAAGGGACGAAAAAGGACACUUUGACCAGAGGGGGGAUAAAAGAAAUUGCAAUACCUCUGCCCUGUAACUACCUGUAUUCCCUGAAACCUCUAACUCCUUUUUCCACUUUAUUCCUCCGUAUCCAGGGGAAACAAAACUUUGAAAACCGGAAGGAAAAAAAAAUCACAAAACCCAACAAUGACCAAAAAAAAUAAAGUUUUAAACUUCA
Pygocentrus nattereri (red-bellied piranha) is the source of this 3995-nucleotide messenger RNA. RefSeq names its product ataxin-2-like protein. Bases 227 to 3274 code for a protein of 1015 amino acids. Gene Ontology annotation, molecular function: RNA binding. NCBI's taxonomy places the organism in Eukaryota, Metazoa, Chordata, Actinopteri, Characiformes, Serrasalmidae. The record is from RefSeq and is a predicted model, not a curated record. Gene Ontology annotation, biological process: cytoplasmic stress granule assembly. Gene Ontology annotation, cellular component: cytoplasmic stress granule. The transcript is spliced from 24 exons.